Molecule: messenger RNA, 3414 nt
Organism: Cololabis saira (Pacific saury)
Lineage: Eukaryota; Metazoa; Chordata; Actinopteri; Beloniformes; Belonidae
Gene: pou3f2b
Product: POU class 3 homeobox 2b
Exons: 1
Coding region: 96-1277 (393 amino acids)
Biological process (GO): regulation of transcription by RNA polymerase II; brain development
Cellular component (GO): nucleus
Molecular function (GO): RNA polymerase II cis-regulatory region sequence-specific DNA binding; DNA-binding transcription factor activity, RNA polymerase II-specific
Source: RefSeq, a predicted model, not a curated record
UUGGCAGAGCGCCUGGGAGCCGCCUAUGUGGCAGGAGCGGCUCUGUCAAAUGCGAGGUUCCUUUAACCAGAGCGACCAGUCCGGCUCCGGGAGUCAUGGCGACCGCAGCGUCUAACCACUACAGCAUCCUCACCUCCAGCGCAUCCAUCGUGCACUCGGAGCCCGGCAGCAUGCAGCAAGCCACGGCGUACCGGGACGCGCAGAGCCUGUUGCAGGGCGACUACCCGCUGCAAAGCAACAGCCACACGCUCAGCCACGCGCACCAGUGGAUCACGGCGCUGUCCCAGCACGGAGACGCGGCCCCGUGGGCGACCAGCGCGCUGGCCGCGGAGCAGGACAUCAAGCCCUCCGUGCAGGGCGCCAGGGACGACAGCAUGCACAGCUCCAGCAACAACCUGCAGCAGCAGCAGCAGCAGCACCAGCCGCGGCCGCCGCCGCACCUGCAGGUGCACCAGACGCACGGGAACCACCACGACGCGCGGGCGUGGAGGACGACCACGGCGCACAUCAACGGCCAGAGCCUCGUCUACUCGCAGCCGGGCUUCGUCGGCGUGAACGGGCUGCUGGCCGGCGGGCCGGGGGGGCCGGGGGGGCUGCAGCACCACCACAGCAGCCUGCAGCGGGACGAGGAGCACCACAGCCCGCACCUGAGCGAGCACGGACACCCGGCGCAGACCCAGCAGCACCAGCAGCAGCACCAGCACCGCGGACAGAGCCACCACCACGACCACUCGGACGAGGACACGCCGACCUCCGACGACCUGGAGCAGUUCGCCAAGCAGUUCAAGCAGCGCCGGAUCAAGCUGGGCUUCACGCAGGCGGACGUGGGGCUCGCCCUGGGGACCCUGUACGGAAAUGUCUUUUCCCAGACCACGAUAUGCAGGUUCGAGGCCCUGCAGCUCAGCUUCAAGAACAUGUGCAAGCUGAAGCCUCUGUUGAACAAGUGGCUGGAGGAGGCGGACUCCACGUCGGGCAGCCCCACCAGCCUGGACAAGAUAGCGGCGCAGGGGAGGAAACGGAAAAAACGGACCUCCAUCGAGGUGAGCGUAAAGGGAGCUCUGGAGAGCCAUUUUUUGAAGUGCCCUAAGCCGGCGGCGUCGGAAAUAAUCGGCCUGGCGGACAGUCUACACCUGGAAAAAGAAGUGGUGCGGGUUUGGUUUUGUAACAGGAGACAGAAGGAGAAGCGCAUGACGCCCCCCGGAGGAGCGCUGCCGGGCGGGGAGGACGUGUACGGGGACACGCCGCCGCACCACGGGGUCCAGACGCCGGUCCAGUGAAACCCCAUGCCGCCUGGCUUAUCCUCCUUUAUUUAUCCCCAAGGUUAUAUAUAAAUCACUGGACUAUGAGACACAGAUCUAGUGAGUGUUUUAUGUAUAAUAGAUUGCAGUGAGUACUAACGCAACAUCUGCAGUGAAUAUCCGAAUAAACGGAACAUGAGGAAAGGGGAGUACGGGACAUUUUUCUGAAGGAACAGAAGCCUGUUUGUGUUCUCCGAGGAUACAAGCCCAGCACUGUGACCCCCCCCCUAUACCCCCUCUCCAGUCGACGCGGUUUUAAGGUGUAGCCCCCCUAUUGUGUGCUGAAAUUACACUUGACGUGGAAAAGAAGAGCGUUAGGGGAAGUAAGGUGUCAAUUCGCCACUUUUAUAUCAAAUCCAACAUUUUGAUUUUGUUUUAUUUUAUUUUGUCGCAACAAAAAAAGGCGUUAGAGUUGAUGUCCAGCGGUGAUGGAUGAGUGAGUGUCAGUGGGGACCAGAGCGAGGCUGGAGCCCCGUCCAGUCCGGCCGAGCAGCGGCUCAGUCCCGUUAGUCUGGUCCAGGCCCUCCGGUCCUGUUAUCCUCUGAGGACUGAUGGCCUUUAUUUAUGAACUAUUAUUAUUAUUAUCAUUAUUAUUAUUAUCAUCAUUAUUAUUAUUAUUAUUACACGUGAAGCGCGUGGUUGAUAAAUCCGCUGCUCCAUAAACAGAAAGUCUAUUUUUCACACAGCAGCAGUUUAAUAAUGAUCUCCUGCUCCAGGAGGGAUCCGCGCCGACUGAUUGGACUACAUGGCACUUUCCCACAACAAAGAUGGGCUCGAGAUUGUCUCUACAAAAUAAGAUGGCAGCAGCUCCCUCAGAACAUUUUGGAUCCACUUGUGUAAAUACUGUAUAAUUUGAAAAGUCACUCAUUCAUACUUCUUUUUAAUUUGCUAUCUUCACUGGAGCACUUUUUGUUUUCUUUUGGACUGGUGUUUUCUACAAUAAGCAGGUUAUGUUUCUGAAUCCAGCCUCCACGAUUAUCCGGCCCAUUGCGUUGUAUUUAUGUGCUUUUGUUGCAAUGAGGGGAAUUUUUUUCUGCAGCGUUUUUUUUUUCUUCAUUUCUUUUCCUCAUAUUCAAAUCAGUUGAAUUUGUCUAAAAUUUCGACUUUUUUUUAUCCUUCCAGCGUCUGCCCUGAAACGAUUGUUUUCCCAAACAAAAACGGCUGCUUUAAAGACUCAUUUCAGACCAAUUGAUGAUGUAGAGAAUUAUCCAGAAAUAUCCAGAAAUGUCUAUUGAUUAAUGUUUUUGUUGCGAGAAAUAAUAAUAAUGAUACGGCCUUUAUAUUCUUUUUUUCUGAAAAACAUUUAAGUUACGUUCCCAAAAAUAACAGCAUCAGAUCAAAAUUAUUAUUAUUCAUGUUAUUAUUAUAAUUAUCAUUAUCAUUAAUUAUCAUUAUUAUUAUUAUCAUUAUUAUUAUUAUCUCGUCGUUGCUUUUAAUUUCAGCCAUUUUACUUCAUCCGUGUUGCUUUAUUGUGGAGGGAAGUUGCUCGUAGAAAAUGUUAUUUUAUUUCCAGGGUUUUCUUGAUGAGAUUGUAAUUUAUUCUGUAAUGAUUUUUAUAGAUGGGACAAAGGGCGAGAAGAUAUAAAUAUAUGUGAAAUGAGACCGAGGGAGGCUUUUGUGUUGUAGGGAGAAAAGGGAAAGCGAGAUAUGUUUUAUUUCGCUGCAGCGGGAUUGCCACAGCUUGGAGAGUCACAGCUAGAUGUACAUAAGCUGUACGUGUUUUAUCAGCACAGUAGCUUUCUUUUUGUUUUAUGCAAAGAUACAUAUCCAGGGAUUUGUUUCUUUCCCUCCGUCCCCACGUCCCCCUUCUGCUUUAUGUUUCUCUUACAAAGAAAACGACCAUCAUCUCUAAAAUUUUCCUCGGUAGCUUUAAUGACUCGAUGAGAAUUUACUGGAAGUUCAAGUUGUGGGAUGUAGACUUGUAGCAAUCCAGCUCUGUUUUUUUUUCUUUUUCUUUUCUUUUUUUUUGUUAAUUGCCUGUUUAUGUUUCGGGGGCGGGUGUAGGCUUUGUCAUCUUCACUGGAUGAACUUGGGGUAGAUUUAAGCAGAGGUGAUAAACGCCUGCAGGGUUUCAUCACUUGACCACAUGAACAACGGACUUGCACAUUUUUCAAUA